This is a messenger RNA of Physella acuta, 2247 nucleotides long. RefSeq names its product AP-1 complex-associated regulatory protein. Gene Ontology annotation, biological process: negative regulation of cell motility; negative regulation of substrate adhesion-dependent cell spreading; regulation of Arp2/3 complex-mediated actin nucleation. Gene Ontology annotation, molecular function: AP-1 adaptor complex binding. NCBI's taxonomy places the organism in Eukaryota, Metazoa, Mollusca, Gastropoda, Physidae. The record is from RefSeq and is a predicted model, not a curated record.
CUUCCGGUGAAAACAAAUUGUGAUCAUGUGAAAAAUUGUUUAUUCUUAGAAUUGAAAGAAGGGAAGACGUUUAAAAUGUUUACAUAAUGCUAAAUAUAAUUAGCAUUUUAAAUAAAAUAGUAGAAACUAUGCACUUAAUUAAAACACAUUUAGAUCUAGAUCUAUUUCAUAAUAAUGGGUAACUGCGUUCGAAGGUGUUUUGGUAUCGUUGACAGGAGGAGAAGAUACUUGCAAUCAAAGUACACAGAGGAACAUGACUUUUCAAUUGAGUUUGAAAAUCUCAUGGAUGAGGAGCAUCACACUGAUGAGAUGACAAAAUUGUUAACUGACAGAGAGCACCAGCUUCUCCGCAGUAAAAAGUUUGAUGUGUUAUUGCAUGAGCAGAGACAGGCAGAUGCUGCAGCAGACGCCAAGCUGGCCCAGCAGGAAAGAGAAAUAGAGCGUGACGAAGAGGCGUUCUACGAGGCUAAGCGUGAAGCGGCCCGUAUUUCCAAGCUAAGCAAAGAGAAUGCAGCUAAAAAUGUUUCCAACAACAAGGCAUGGGUCAAUGAUGAGGAGUGGGAAAUUGCUGGUGGAGAAGAUGACUUUGAAAUAUUUUUAGCCAGCGUGAAAGCCAGGUCUCUGGCUACUAGGUCUCUCGUCAAAAAUGGAUCAGGUGACGCCCAGAGUUCUAGCAGCAGCAAUGCCCCCAACAAAGAUAAAAGCUUAACUGAGGCCAGCUCUUUAGACAUGGAAUGGGAUCAUGAAGCUGGUAUGUCCCCCCAGAUGAAGGUGAACGCCCGCCUGUCUGAGGACAGCUGGUCCAAGCCGUCCACGACCAGUCCCAUGCAUUCCAGUGAUUUAGAGUGGGACCCAGACUUCGUUAGCGCUGACGAUAAUGAGAGGCUGGAGCUGCUCAAAGCUUCAAAGCCUGCCCCGGCCACCAACAGAUGAUGAAGUCUGUUGCUGGUCCAUCUGUUGAUUUGUUAUUUCAUACAACCAAGUAACAAACAUAUUAGACUCUGUUUUUAUAAAUUAAUACAUACAAAAAUUACCAUCCAAAUACAUUUGUAUAUAAUCAGAUGUAUUACAUUUUUUAUAUUUGUUUUAAUUUCAUCUUAUGAAGAUAUUUUGUUGGGACCAAUUGAUAAACAGGUUGAGGUUUUGUAAAUUAAUGGCUGAUAUGUUAGUGUAAUCAAAGACUGCAUUGUUAAUACAUUUAUGCAUGGCCACCCUUAUACUAGUUAGUAUAUUCUUGUUAGUAAAAAAUGAAAUUUUAAUUUUUUUUAAAUUAAAUUAAGAAAUAUUAAGUACAUCUCAUUAUGGAAAGUAUGUGUACAUAAGAAUUAAAUUGUCUCUUGCCGUGAUUAAGGGUGACAUUCCUUGUGGGGAAAUAUUUUUUAGGGUCUGACUUUUUGUGACAGUGUGUUAGAAUUGAUAGAAGGGAGGUAAAAAGUGUGCAGUCACUUAUGGACGACCCCAUUAGACUUGCUAUAGUCAAAGGGGAGAAAACUCAGCUUUUUGAACAAACUUUGCUUGUAUUUAUUUUUUAAUGCCUAUUAAAUAGAAAUGUACAAUAAAGCAUUUGUUAAACUUUUUUUUAAAACCAUUUUUCACCUUUCUCCGCUGGCUUUUAAAAGUUAUGUAGAUUUAUAAUUUUCUUUUAAAUAAUUUAUUAUAAUCUGUUAAAAAUAACUACCAAUUAUUUAAUUCUGUUUUAAGCCUGGAGUUAUUUUAUUUUAUAACACUGGUUAUUUAUAUUAAUAGAUUGUUCUGAUUUUAAUGCUUUAAUUACUACAAUUUAUACAUUGAUUAUAAAAGGUAAUUACAUUAAAAUCCUACGCCUUCGCAAAGACUCAGGCAUUUAUGCAGACUGGUUGAAGAUAUUUCACAACGGUUACAUUUGUCAUUAUCAUCCCAUACCUCCAUAGUGGCAGUAAAUUCAUUAAUUCCAUACUAGUGUGGUCCUAAUACAUCCACCACUAUCAUCCCAUACCUCCAUGGUAGCAGUUUAUUCAUCAGCUCCAUACUUGUAUGGUCAUAAUACAUCCACAUAUUUCAUAUCAUACCUCCAUGGUGGCAGUUUAUUCAUCAAUUCCAUACUUGUGUGGUCAUAAUACAUCCACCACUAUCAUCCCAUACCUCAGUGGUUGCAAUACAUUUUUAUUGUCAACAUGCUAAAUAUGUUGUUAAAUGUCAACACAGCCAUCGAAAUAUGAAAUAUCUAUGCAUAAUGCUCUUGGAUGGGUUUUAGUUCGUGUAAGUUUG